Marchantia polymorpha subsp. ruderalis is the source of this 2733-nucleotide messenger RNA. NCBI's taxonomy places the organism in Eukaryota, Viridiplantae, Streptophyta, Marchantiopsida, Marchantiales, Marchantiaceae. The record is from the annotation of a GenBank genome assembly.
CUCUCAAAACUGCAGGGUCUCUCCAAUGACAGGCCAAAAAUCUGACACAGCAUGUCUGUGCCGCUGGUUUCGUCUCUUCCAGAGCCUGCCGCUAGAAUGCACGACGAGUGUUGCGAAUGCCAUGUGAGGAAAGUCCACAUCUUGAACAAUGCUUGUGGUCGGAUCGUGCAGAUAUCCGAGAUUUAGUUGGAAGAUGUAUAAUCUCGAGUGAUGUACCGAAUCCAGGAUCGAUAUCCAUCUCCGUCCUCGUCAUCCCAUUGACCAUGAGCUCUUGUCUCUCUGCUCGAUACAGUAUUUACAGCUGAUGAUCAUCAUCCUUACACAAGGAUAGCUUGGUCCACUUCAUGACCGUGCUUCUGAUACAUCAUUAAUAUUCUGCGUGAUGAUACUGUACACAAUAUCGGAGUCGAGUUGAACGAGAAUCGCGCUCACUUUGAUAUUCAGCAGACGAUGUUCUCCAUUCUUUGAUAUAAUAUUCUCGACCUUAAAGUCAAAUUGCUGGAAGAGUCUUUGUAACUGAACGUCCACACGCAGUCCAACUGCAAAAGCAUGCGUGCUACGAAAUACCGCAUUUAUACACGUCACAGUUCUGAGCGUGCUGGCGCUUACCAUUGUGUUGAGAUCAGGGCCAGCACAAGCAUGUUAUCAGCGUCUUUCACAGAUAUACCUCAGCGAGUCAACCAUGACCUGAUACAUGGCUUACUAGAACUGAAAUGCUGGGAUGUGGAUGAUUCUUUCUGCAUGUUCAACAGGUUCAAGGAGGGCAGCAAUGCGGACUCCUCAAAUACCUUCUAGUAGAAAGAUAAAGAUGGGAAGCAUCGAGACAAGGUAAGAGACAUUCGGAACAAAAUAUUGGAUAACACAUCAACAGUUUUUCUAAUGGCCCUAUAUUUCUGGAUGCAAGCUUUAUUAUCAUCACGGCUCGAGUCAAUAGUAGAUGACCUGAAUCAAGAACUGCUGAUCCAGUCUCUGAGAUUCUGAAGUUUAUGUACACCAUUCUCUUCGUCCAGAUAGAAAGAAUUUCUCUCGUCUAAGCGAAACAGGAUAUGUUUCAGAACAAUACAGAAGAAUUUCUGUCUGUUUCGAGAGUCUUGAUUUCUUAAGUUUCCGCUUCGUCUCGCAUAUGAUGCAUGAAGCCUUCAUUGAUCCAUUCUUUACGCUCCACUUCGCCCCUAAAAUUCGGAGCGAGUAUGACUUUCACUGGUAUGGAGCACGGGCGGGUCCCUUCAUACGAACACUAUUCGGGCGGACGAACUGUUGAGUAAGUCGAUAGAGUUGAGCGAGAGGUGUUGGGUAUGGAGACGGAGCAUCAGAGAGAUCUUGUGUUUCCCGCGUCCUCUCUCUAGUCUUCAAUUCGAACCCUCGCUCUUCUUGCUUUCGGCUUUCUUCGCUUAGUUUCAGGAGCCAAAUGCGCGGAGAAGUGAAGAUGUCAACGCUGCAGCAUGCUGAGCAACGAUGAGCGAUUUUGGAUCGCCGUCAAUAUUAUCUUUGCUGUGAAUUGUGGUGGCGAAUUGCUCCGGCCCAUCACUGUAAGUCAAUCCUAAAGUUUAGUAAGGCGAUGUCAAGUAAUUUCUUACUGAGAAUGCUGUCAUACCAAUCUCCGAGCACUCAAUUGAAAAUUCUGGUAGACAUAGAAGUGACUGUUACUGUGAAAGUGUUCCUGCUUCAGGAUCCUUUAUUUACAUUUCGCGAUCGGAAGCUUUACAAUUGAGGUGAUGUUGAAACAAGGCUCUGAUUUGCGAAAUACAAAAUUACCUGUAUUUGAAAAACCCAAAAAUACUUCACUUAGGCUUUGAUUCACCGAUCAUCACUAAGGAUAUAAAGUAUCAAUGUCUUAUGCUGGUGAAUGAUUAUUAGUUUUGUGAGCAUGCAAUCAAUUAGACAUCGCUGGAUAGACCAUAUCGUAUGGCCUGUGAGGGUGAGCUUUGACAUGUACCUUCUUACGCGACAGGAAUUAGCUUUCAAGACUGAAGGAAACUGUCGGUGCGUUGGGGCUUCAUACCAAUCAGAGCAUAGUUCAUUCAUUUGGCUUUGUAACUCUCGAAUACAUGUUCGUUUUAUGAACCCCCAGAUUUACAAUUGAUGGUCUCGAGCAAGCGGUUGAGCGUAGAGGGUGUGAUAUCAGGGCUUUGUUUAUAUCUCAGCAUAAAUCUCAAUUCACGAACUGAUAGAAGGAGAAUAUACAAGUAGAGACACCAGUCGCAACGUGAUUAAAAUCAGGCAUACCGAAAACUAGAGAGCCCUGCAUUCGACAAUUGCAAGAAGAGAAGUUUUCUGUCUCGCAUUUAGGAAGCGUACUGUCUGAGCUGUGUUGAUGGCUAGUCAUCACAGCAAGAAGACUACACAGAAAGCCACCAGAUUGGUAGGCAGGGUCAAUCAGUAUCCCAGAAUCAGAAAACAUUUUGAAAAUCCUACGUACGGAUCCAUCUUGCAUUCCUUCGAUAAUCCUUAUUUGCCUUGGAAUUAUUAACCCUGCUGACGAUACUGCUGCGACAUAUUUCAAGCCUUGUGAACUUCACGUAAACUAGAAAAGCACCGUAUGCUAAAAUGCUAAACUGGCUCAGUACAAGUAAUCGGCGUACAUCUUUGUUUCGUUCUGGAAUCCCCUCUAGAAUACUUUUCUGGGUUGCACUCAACAUGCGAUUAUUCACAGCUUGAUGCAGAGAAUGUUCUAUGAAGCCUUGGACGGUAGGCGAAAAAUUAAUAGAGAUAUUCCGUGAACAAUUUUCUGUU